AUGGAAUUUCAGUUUGUUAAUGCUCUUUUUGGGAGGGUCAACUUAGAGAGGAGUGUAGAGUCUUCAACAGGGAAGAAGGUGAGAAUCUGCAGAAGACAUGAAGGAAGAAGCAGUCGUCAAGUUUCGGACACCGGUGUGGUGCCUGCCAAAGGCUCUCCAAUGCUUAAGUCAGCUAUAUGUGAUAAUUUUGGCAGAGUAACAAUAAAGGGAAGUGGAAGUGAGAGGUUUGCACAAAGUUUCGAUGUGGGACUUUGUGCAAGUUGUUGUGAUGGCGACACGUGUUCUUGCAAAUUAGGUUCAGCAGUGGGGAGCUUUGGCUGUCGAAAACUUCGGCAGUCAGGAGCUUUGGCAGGUGCCUACCGCUUCGGAAGAGUGUCUUCUUUCGGUAGGGAAGCAAGCGUGUCUGUCUUGGUGCUAGUCGUUUUGAUGCUGGAUAUGCUCGGUUGA
This is a messenger RNA of Prunus armeniaca (apricot), 447 nucleotides long. The record is from the annotation of a GenBank genome assembly. NCBI's taxonomy places the organism in Eukaryota, Viridiplantae, Streptophyta, Magnoliopsida, Rosales, Rosaceae.